This is a messenger RNA of Purpureocillium lilacinum, 186 nucleotides long. NCBI's taxonomy places the organism in Eukaryota, Fungi, Ascomycota, Sordariomycetes, Hypocreales, Ophiocordycipitaceae. The record is from RefSeq and is a predicted model, not a curated record.
AUGUCUGCCGACGGCCGUGCUACACCAUGGCUCAGAUCAGAUCUCGCUGCUGCCGGAUGGAAUCCGCAACGUGGCAGAGCGACAAUCCAGAUCUGCUUCCUGCACGCAGCAAUCAAUCCCACUGCCCCGGGAUCCGCUUCCAUUUUGCCUAAUGUUUACCUGGCGGGCCUGACGCUCGCGAGCUGA